AAACCGGUGGUGUAACAGCCAAAUACGAGCCGACAUGAAACUAAGCGGAACCUUAGCGCGUUGUAAAUAUUUUCUCUACGGACAAAAAAAUACUGUUACAGCGAAUGUUAAAGCGCCGCACCGGGGAACGUUAGUGGUUAGAGAACAAUUUGAUAAAAUGCUCUAAUUAGUCGAACACUGUCGAUUUAUUUAAGCGUUGCGGGUUUUUUAAAUACACCAUAUUUUGGGAGAGUGUUGUUGCAGUCGUCAUGGGAGUGCACGGACUGUGGAGGCUGCUGGAGAGCACAGGGAAACCCACCAACCCGGAGACUCUGGAGGGGAAGAUCCUGGCUGUCGACAUCAGCAUAUGGCUGAACCAGGCCGUGAAGGGGGUGAGGGACCGAGAAGGCAACAGUGUCCAGAACGCCCACCUCCUCACUCUCUUCCACCGAAUCUGCAAGCUGCUGUUCUUCCGCAUCCGGCCAGUCUUUGUGUUUGAUGGGGACGCGCCGCUGCUGAAGAAGCAGACUCUGACUCUGAGGAGGCAGAGGAAGGAGGAGUUGAGCCGUGAGUCCAAACAGACCAAUGAAAAACUCCUCAGGACUUUCCUUAAGAGACAAGCUAUCAAAGCUGCCCUUGGAGACCGCAGUCAUGAUCCUCUACCUAGCCUCUCCAGUGUGAAGAGAAAUGAGGUGGACGAUAUUUAUGUUCUACCAGCACUACCGCCUGCAGAGGAGAAGGACGAAAUCAGAUCAGAUCAGGCCUCGGAAAGUUCAGAGGAGGAGGAAGAAAAAGAGUGGGACGGAGCGGACAGUUCUCACGUGUAUCAGGGAGAACUGUAUGAAGACCCCAACUCGAUGGACAUCAACUCAGAGGAGUUUGCCAGCCUGCCCCCUGAAAUGAAACAUGAGAUCCUCAAAGACAUGAAGGACCUUUCCAAAAGACGGCGGACCAUGUACCACAAACCUCCGGAGCGGUCAGGAGACUUUUCCCAGUACCAGUUGGCCGGCCUGCUGCAGAGGAACCACCUGAACCAGCGUCUGGAGGGUGUGGAGAAAGAGAUGAGCGAGCAAAGUGCCGGCAGUGCCCCACAGCUCUCCCAACAGGAUGGGCAGAAUCACAGCGUGGAGGCUCGUCGACUGGUUUCAGAAGACAAUUCCCACUAUAUUCUGAUUAAAGGCUCCGCAAAAAGUAAGACCGCGACAGCCACCGAGAGCCAACCUGCAGCACCGGCCUGGUCUGGCAGCUCCCUGUCAGGCUCUAAAAGACGAGCAGCAGACAGACCCGAGCCCCUGUGGCAUACUGUUUGUGAGGGAGAGGAGGAAGUGCCAAGUCACUCCUCAGAAGAUGCCAAGUGCUCAACAUCAAAACCAUCUCAGGGAGACACGUCACCGCCGUCCCCUCGCACACUCAAGGCGAUCCGGGCUGCAAUGAACGACAGCUCAGAUGAGGAGACGGUUGACCGCGAUAAGAUGGAUGGUAGUGUGUCUCCACGUACUCUGCUCGCAAUCCAAAAAGCUAUGGCUGAGGAGGAAGACGGUGCAGCUGAACACAGAACUUUACUCAGUAACACAUCCACCAAACUGCAGGCAAAGAGUCAUCAUCCUGUGCCACAGUUGGUCAUCAGCAGCUCAGACGAAGAGGCCGAACCUGAUGAUGCAAAGUCUUCACCUAAUGAAAAUUCAGACUCUAAAGGGAACUCGAGAGGUCAAAGUCUGCAUGUGAAAGACAGUUUGUUUGUUAGCAUUUCUGAAGAAGAGAUGGAGGAAGUGAUUGGUCAGAGAAAUAAAGCUCUUCACCUUGCAGUGCUGCAGAAACCUGCAAAGCUGACAGAGGAUAUCAGGACAGGAAGUCGUGGGCAGACAGAGAAACGAGUUGAACUGGAGAGAAUAGAUUCAGAGCACGGACUGAUCACAAAGAAAGACGAUUUGGUUCAACCACAGGCUGCUGCUUCUAGUCAAAUCACACUACCCAUCAACCUUUCUGCUCAGCUAUUUGUAAAACCUCUCAGUGCAGCGACUGAACGUCAACCUGUACUGGUAGAGCAGAGGAGUAACACGUCCACUGAGCUUCUGGAGGAAAGGAAGGGAGAUGAUGUGGAGUCGGGGGGCAGCGAGGAGAGCGAGUCGGAAGAGAGCUUCAUCGAGGUCUCAGGAGAAGAAAAUAUAGAGGAGGAUGCAGAUGGUUCGAAAAUUCGAGAGAAAGGAUGUUCGGGCGAAGUCGACGAAGGUGAGAGCAAGAAGAAAGAAAACCCAGAGGAAAGUUUGACGGAGGCUCCAGCUGCUCCUCUGAACUUAGAGGAAGAUGAGGACAAACAGAGACAGAAGGAAGAGAAAGAGCUGAAGGAAGGAACAGAGACAGCGUCUGGCUCAACUCGAGCGGCCAAUGAAUGGCAACACUUGGAUAUGGAGGAGCUGGAGGCUCUGGAGAGCUCUCUGCAGGUUGAGCAGAGCAACCUGAGGGAGCAGAGGCAGCAGCAGGAGAGGAUGGCGAACUCAGUCACCGGACAGAUGUACCUGGAGAGCCAGGAGCUGCUGCGGCUGUUUGGCGUGCCGUUCCUGAUGGCUCCGACGGAGGCCGAGGCUCAGUGUGCAGCACUCGACCGUGCCGACCAGACUCACGGGACCAUCACAGACGACUCGGAUGUGUGGCUGUUCGGAGGGCGGCACGUGUACAAAAACUUCUUCAGCCAGGACAAAUACGUCGAACACUACCAGUUCAGUGAUCUGCAGAACCAACUGGGUCUGGACAGGACGAAGCUGAUAAAUCUGGCUUACCUGCUUGGAAGUGACUACACAGAGGGCGUGCCGGGAGUCGGGUAUGUGACUGGCAUGGAAAUACUCAAUGAGUUUCCAGGACCAGGGAUGGAACCACUAACACAGUUCAGUAAAUGGUGGUCAGAGGCUCAGGAGAAAAAGCGUCUGGUGUCUGAUCCUCGGGACACAAAGGUGAAAAAGAAAUUGCGGGACCUCAAACUGCAGCCUGGGUUUCCCAACCCGGCAGUGGCUCAGGCUUACCUGGAACCUGCUGUGGACCAGUCCGACAGCUCCUUCAGCUGGGGACGCCCACACCUCGACAUGAUCAAAGAGUUCUGUCUUAGUCGUUUUGGCUGGAGCAGUAGGAAGACGGAGGAGACUCUUCAGCCUGUGAUCAAGCAGCUCAACACCCAGCAGACUCAGCUGCGGAUCGACUCAUUCUUCCGCAUGGAGCAACAGGAAAAGCAGGCGAUCCGCAGCGAGCGACUCCGCCGAGCAGUCACCUGCUUGAAGAGAAAGGAGAGGGAGGGAGGAGAGGAGGAGAGUGAGGAGGACACGAGGUCCCCACUCAAAUCUAAGAAAGGGAAGGCAGCAAGCAAAAAUCAAAAGAAUGGAGGAGGAGAGAAUGAAACGGAGACUUCUGUGGCAGGAGGAGGGUUUCUGGGGACGGAGCUGACCGUGGAAUCUCCGCCUACAUCUCUCAAGUACGUGAGCAGCAUCAGUCAGGAGUCCGUCCCAGUAAAGCCUGUCCCUCAGUCUACCAAGUCUCUACCUCAGAAGGUCAGGAACAACGGCAGCAGCAGCUCUGGAGAGGACAGCGAUGGUGUUGGAGAAAUCGCUAUGGUUACUGCCCGAUCUGUCUUUGAAGGCAGCGUACGAGGCCACAGAGCGAAAAGCACAAGGGGGAGGGGUAGGGGAAGGGGAAAGAAGUUAAGAGGAAAGGACUGAACUUCCAACUCAACAUUAAUCAUCUUAAGAAUUGUAAUCACAGAACUUGUCACACACUCCCAAAUAAUGCCUGUGAUAUUUCAUGAUGGAGAUGUGAAUGUAAAAAUGUAUCAUGUCAUGAACAUUUAUUAUGAAUCGAGCUUUUUCUGUAUUAUAGAACAUGUAUUUUGUGAAAAAUGUAUGUGGCUGAAAUAUUUUUUUUACCUGUUUAGAGGUAGAUUUGUGAGAGGAUGAAAAUAUUUUGUCUAAAGAAAGAAAUUUUUGAGGCAGAAUGUUGUUGAAGUAAAAGUGUUUUCCACAGUUUGA
Scophthalmus maximus (turbot) is the source of this 3989-nucleotide messenger RNA. RefSeq names its product excision repair cross-complementation group 5 (gene ercc5). The coding region runs from base 249 to 3683 and encodes 1144 amino acids. Gene Ontology annotation, molecular function: DNA endonuclease activity; single-stranded DNA binding. The transcript has 15 exons. NCBI's taxonomy places the organism in Eukaryota, Metazoa, Chordata, Actinopteri, Pleuronectiformes, Scophthalmidae. Gene Ontology annotation, biological process: nucleotide-excision repair. The record is from RefSeq and is a predicted model, not a curated record. Gene Ontology annotation, cellular component: nucleus.